Messenger RNA from Gadus chalcogrammus (walleye pollock), 741 nucleotides. RefSeq names its product fibroblast growth factor 3 (gene fgf3). Bases 1 to 741 code for a protein of 246 amino acids. Gene Ontology annotation, biological process: positive regulation of protein phosphorylation; positive regulation of gene expression; positive regulation of cell population proliferation. Gene Ontology annotation, molecular function: fibroblast growth factor receptor binding; growth factor activity. Gene Ontology annotation, cellular component: cytoplasm. The record is from RefSeq and is a predicted model, not a curated record. The transcript has 4 exons. NCBI's taxonomy places the organism in Eukaryota, Metazoa, Chordata, Actinopteri, Gadiformes, Gadidae.
AUGAUCCUCCUUCCUCUGCUGUUACUGCUGAGCUCCCUGGGCUCGGUGUCGCCGGGAGCCCCGUGUUCCCGGGGCCCUGCGUGCGACCCCCGGCGGCGGCGGGAUGCGGGGGGGCGCGGCGGCGUGUACGAGCACCUCGGGGGAGCGCCGCGGCGCAGGAAACUUUACUGCGCGACCAAAUACCAUCUGCAGGUCCACCCGUCCGGGAGGGUCGACGGGUCACUGGAGGAGAACCACCAGCUUAGCAUCAUGGAGAUCACCGCGGUGGACGUGGGCGUUGUGGCCAUCAAAGGGAUCUUCUCGGGUCGGUACCUGGCCAUGAACGACAAAGGGCGUCUGUACGCCUCGGAGGUGUUCAACAGGGAGUGUGAGUUCAUCGAGCGGAUCCACGAGCUGGGCUACAACACGUACGCGUCGCGCCACCACUCCACCGAGCAGCCUGCGGCGCCGGGGCCCUCGGGGGCCCGGCGCCGGGCCAGCGCCAAGCGGCAGUGGUACGUGUCCAUCAACGGGAAGGGCCGGCCACGCAGGGGCUUCAAGACCCGCAGCACGGACAAGGCCUCCCUGUUCUUGCCCCGCGUCCUCGGCAACAAGGACCACGAGAUGGUGCGGCGUCUGCUGCGGGAGCGCCAGGGGCCCUCCAGGGGCCCCCGCCACCCCGCCCACCGCGGCGGACGCACGGACCGCAGGAGGCGCCGGCACCGCAGCGGGAAGGGCCGUGGCCGGGGGGAGGAGCACUGA